Molecule: messenger RNA, 1062 nt
Organism: Brettanomyces nanus
Lineage: Eukaryota; Fungi; Ascomycota; Pichiomycetes; Pichiales; Pichiaceae
Exons: 2
Coding region: 1-1062 (353 amino acids)
Biological process (GO): retrograde transport, endosome to Golgi; protein targeting to vacuole
Cellular component (GO): endosome
Molecular function (GO): phosphatidylinositol-3-phosphate binding
Source: RefSeq, a predicted model, not a curated record
AUGCAACUCAAGCAUCCUGUAUUGUGCAAGGAGAACUUGGUGGUGAUGUUUCUCACCGUUCCAAACGAUUUUACCAAUUGGAAGAAGUUUGCUAACAUCGAACUUACCGAUGAAUUUGAAGGAGUUCGUGUUCAUAUUCCAUCAAGAUUCAAAAUUAAUGUGAACCAUCUAUUAAGAGGAUUGAGAGAUAACGAGUCUGACGAUAGCACUGGUUCUUCACCCGCAGGCGGGAAUAAUAUGGCAGCUCGGAAUGAUUCUGUGAUUAAUAAUAUUACCCAAAUAUGGAACGAGAGCCCUGUGAAUCACAAAUCGGUUGAUUUUGUCGAUAAUUUCGACCAUUUGAACACCAGUUUGACUAGGAUGGCAGAUCUCUGGUCGAAAUUUGCUUUUUUGGCAGAAAGAAUCGAGCGCAGAGAGCUAGCAGUAGCUUCUGAUCAUCAGAAGGCUGGUGCUUUCCUUGAGAAUUUUGCAAAUGUUAACACAAAUGUGUUCGGAAUGGAUAAUAUUAUUGAAAAUAGAAGCAGAAAGACGACUGAGGAGUCCCAGAACUUGAAUAUUAUCAACACAAUUUUGAAGCAGGCUAUAGGCUUUUUUGGAAACACCAAGAAAGUGAAGGAGGAAGAAAUGACAAGCGUUUGCCUCGAUGUUAUCGAAAACUUCAAGAAGUUCCAAGAUUAUAUGGCAUCAUUGCACUUCCUUAUGGAACGGAUUACCAACUACAGAAAUGAAUCGGAAAAGCGGAUUCAUAUCUUGCUCAACAAGUUGACCCGGGCGAACGAAAGAUUGUCCCAUAUCAAGGGUAAAUCCGACAUCAAAGGCAGUGAAAUUGACAGGCUGGUUACGAUCACGACACAGACCUCAGAUCAACUCAACAAUCUGAUCUCUAGGAUCAUCUUGGUCAAAUUAACCUUUGUCAACGAGUACGCUUUAUAUCAGAAGACAAAAUACAUUAUUAGUGAAGUGUUCCAGGAUUGGUUUAGAGAAAGACUGAAGUUUGGAGACGUUCAGCAAGAAGCGGUGCAGAGACUUUUCACGGAUCUACAAGACCUUCCAUUAAAAUAG